This is a messenger RNA of Micromonas pusilla CCMP1545, 1691 nucleotides long. Its product is annotated as major facilitator superfamily. The record is from RefSeq and is a predicted model, not a curated record. Bases 228 to 1691 code for a protein of 487 amino acids. Gene Ontology annotation, biological process: transmembrane transport. Gene Ontology annotation, molecular function: transmembrane transporter activity. The transcript has 3 exons. Lineage: Eukaryota; Viridiplantae; Chlorophyta; Mamiellophyceae; Mamiellales; Mamiellaceae.
GCGUCGGGGGCGAGGACGCGCAGGGAUAGGACUCGCUCCGUCGCGUCGUCUCGUCCGCGCGAUCGACGACGUUGUCGAACCGCGCGAGGGCCUCGCGGCGAGGGUAGACGGCCGCGGGCGAGCGGCGGCGGGUCUACGAAACUCGAGACGGGACAUCCUCCACGUCGACGCGGAUCAGCGUAUCUCGCUCGGCGUCGAGCUAGCUAUCCUAUAGUAGGGCAGACGGGAUGAGGGUCGCCGGGGCCGCGUCGUUCGCGGCCCCGCGGGCGACCCCCUCGGCGCGCGCUCGCGCCGCCGCGAAACGCGCGGCGGCGACGGCGGCGGCGCGCCCCCCGACGCGCGUCGUCGUCGUCGUCGCGCGGCGCGAUUCCGAAAGAUGGGGGGGCGCGACCGCGCUCGCGCCCCCCGCGUCGUCGUCGUCCGUCGCGACGAAGAACACGACGCGAACGCGAACGCGAACGCGCGCGGUCGUGGACGACGCCGCGGACGGCUUCCUCCGCGAGGUGGCGCGCUCCACCGGCGGCGGGAACGGCGGCGGGGACGACGACGACGACGACGACGACGACGACGAGAAGCUGUUCGGGCUCCCCCGCGCCGAAGUCGGCGAGCCGCUCGCCGUUCUCCUCGCGUCGCAGUUCGUCCUCUUCCUCGGCGUCGGCGCGCUGCUCCCCGCGCUGCCGCUCUACGCGCAGAACAUCGGCCUCAGCGGCAGCGCGAACGGCAUCGUGCUCUCCGCGCCCGCGCUCGCGAUGCUCCUCCUGAACCUCCCCGCGGGGAAGCUCGUGGACUCGUGGGGACGCAAGCAGAUGAUGGUGGCGGGGAUGCUGAUCAUCGCGUUCAGGCGCGCGUUGGGUCUGGUCAUCGGACCGCUCGUCGGCGGACGCGUCGCGGAGAGCACGGGCGACGCCGCGUCGGUGUUUUUCCUCAUCUCCGGCGCCGCGUUCGCGUGCACCGCGGGGUACUCGCUGCUGCCGGACAUCAACGUCGCGGCGGAGCGCGAGGAGGAGUACAAGCUCAUGUCGAUGGACAUGACCGAGGACGAGGAGGAGGAGUUUCUGAUGGAGCGGGAGGAGAAGAAAGCCGCGGGGGAUUGGCGCACGCUGCUUCGGAGUAAUCGCCAGCGCGUGAUCACGUUCGCGGCGGCGGCGAACGCGCUCGGGUUCGUCGCGAAGCUGACGUGCAUCCCGUGGUUCGCGACCGCGGCGCUGGGCGCGACGCCGCAGCAGGUGGGCGAGCUGUUCAGCAUCACCGCGCUGUUGGGGAUGGCCUCGGCGCCGAUAUCGGGCGUCGUCGCCGACAAGAUCGGCCUGAAAUCCGUCCUCUUCGCGUCGCUGCUCGCGUGCGCCGUCGGCCUCGGCUUCGCGCAACACGCGUCCGACGUCCGCGAGCUGCAGCUGUGGAUCGGCCUGUGGGGCAUGGGCACCGCGGCCGCGGGGCCCGCGGUGAACGCGCUCGCGCAGGAGAGCGCGCCCGCGGGCGCGGAGGGGGAGGCGUUGACGUUGCCGAAAACCGCCGGGGACGUCGUCUUCCUCGUCGGGCCCGUCGCGUUGGGGCUCGCGGACGAUCUCCUCGGGAGCGAGGGCGCGAGCUUGGCGCUGGUGAGCGCGACCGCGGCGGCGAGCGCGGUGGCGACGUUGGCGUUCUUGAGCGCGUUGGGGGAGGAGGAGGGCGAGAAAGAGGUCGCCCGCUAG